AUGGAUCCUCUUACAGCACAUGGCCGUCCUCUACCACCACCUUUCCACUCUAGAGAUCUUCAGCUCCACCACCACCCCCACCAAUUCCAACACCACCAACAGCCAAAGUCUGAAGAUGAACUAAGUGGAAGUAGCAGUCUAAAUCACGGCCAAAAACGAGAUCGUAACGAUACUAAUAUCACCACCACCAGCAGUCCUAAUACCAACACCACCACAAUUGAUAGCAAAGAGUUGGUCCCAGUCUCCGGAGAAGGAGAAGCCGCCGCAAGAAGAGCCCGAGGCAGACCCGCUGGUUCUAAGAACAAGCCUAAACCUCCAAUCAUAAUCACUCGUGACAGCGCAAAUGCACUCAAAUCCCAUGUCCUUGAAAUUGCUAAUGGUUGUGAUAUUCAGGAGAGCUUAUCUACUUUCGCCGCAAGAAGACAAAGAGGGGUUUGUAUUUUGAGUGGAAGUGGCACUGUCACUAAUGUAACUCUAAGACAACCAGCUUCACCUGGUGCAGUUGUGACUUUACAUGGAAGAUUUGAAAUUCUCUCUCUUUCUGGGUCAUUUUUACCACCUCCGGCACCACCGGCGGCAUCUGGGUUGACCAUAUACCUUGCUGGCGGUCAGGGUCAGGUGGUUGGCGGCGGCGUUGUUGGUCCUUUGGUGGCUUCUGGGCCAGUGGUAAUUAUGGCUGCAUCUUUUGGAAAUGCAGCAUAUGAGAGGCUUCCCCUUGAGGAUGAAUCUGAACCGGUUUCAGUCUCCGGAAGUGGUGGUCUUGGAUCGCCGCCUCCCGGAAUAGGUGGCCAGCAACACCAACCGCCACAGCAGCUUAUUCCUGAUCCAAACACAGCCCUUUUUCAUGGGAUGCCGCCUAAUCUUCUAAAUUCAUGCCAAUUACCAGCUGAAUCUGCAUAUUGGGCCACAGGUCGCCCUCCUUUUUAA
Ilex paraguariensis (yerba mate) is the source of this 927-nucleotide messenger RNA. The record is from the annotation of a GenBank genome assembly. NCBI's taxonomy places the organism in Eukaryota, Viridiplantae, Streptophyta, Magnoliopsida, Aquifoliales, Aquifoliaceae.